This is a messenger RNA of Bombus terrestris (buff-tailed bumblebee), 966 nucleotides long. RefSeq names its product DNA-binding protein RFXANK. The transcript has 5 exons. The coding region runs from base 1 to 846 and encodes 281 amino acids. The record is from RefSeq and is a predicted model, not a curated record. Gene Ontology annotation, molecular function: protein binding. Lineage: Eukaryota; Metazoa; Arthropoda; Insecta; Hymenoptera; Apidae. Gene Ontology annotation, cellular component: cytoplasm; nucleus.
AUGGAAAAUCAAAUUCACUCUGAACUAAUUGUAAAAGAAGAGGAAGAAGAAGAUGAUGAAGAAGAGAAAGAACAAAAAUGUAAUACUCCUACUAAUGAAACUAAAAGUAUUGUGCGCGAUGGAGAAUCAACAAUUGGCAUCAGACCAAGACCAUUAAUUUGUAAGCCAGAAAAUGUAAAUAUUGGGUGUAAGUCUGAACCUAUAGAAACUAAAUGGCAUUGGGCUCCAGGAGCAUGGCAAGAUGCUACAAGAACCAGUGCCUUCCAACCAUAUAAGCCUCCUACGUUACUUACUAAUUUACAAAGAGGUAAUACACAAACAGAAAUAUCUCAACUUUAUGGUGGUAGCGAUAUUACAUUCCAUACAUUAGCUGGCCAAGGUGAACUUACACCUGAACACAUACAUCCAAGUACUGUUGAUACACCUGAUGAAAAGGGUUUAACUGGUCUUAUGUGGGCUGCGAGAUAUGGACAAUUAGGCAGUGCAAGACAAUUACUUAAAGCUGGUGCGAACAAAAACUACCGUGGUCUCAAUGGGGAGACUCCUUUGCAUUUAGCAGCUGCUUAUGGACAUCAUGAUCUUGUAAAAUUGUUGUUAAACCAUGGUGCAGAUUCCAAUGCAAGCGAUGAGGAAGGAAAUACACCUUUGAUAUAUGGAGCAAAUGGAGAUCAUCCACAUGUAUGCUACGAAUUAUUAUCUAGAGGCGCGGAUAUAACGCGUCGUAAUAUGUAUAAUAUAAGUGCUUAUCAUGCGGCGGUAUUAAAUAAUUCACUAACUGCUAAAGCAGUAAUUGAAAAUUAUUUGAUACAACAAGUGGUAAACAUAUCACCAAAUAUAUUGCAAUAAAGUAAUCCGAUAUAAAUAACGUAAAUAUAAUCGUAAAAUUUAUAUAGGUUUUAAAAGAUUGUACAAAUUACAUAGUGAUAUUUACAUCCGAAUAUUUUAAUAAAUAUUUUUUAUUUUUAA